This is a messenger RNA of Gryllus bimaculatus (two-spotted cricket), 363 nucleotides long. Lineage: Eukaryota; Metazoa; Arthropoda; Insecta; Orthoptera; Gryllidae. The record is from the annotation of a GenBank genome assembly.
AUGAAGUUAGUACGGUUUCUGAUGAAACUCAGUCAUGAAACUGUAACAAUAGAGUUGAAAAACGGUACUCAAGUUCAUGGGACUGUUACUGGUGUAGAUGUGGCGAUGAACACACAUUUGAAAGCAGUGAAAAUGACAGUGAAGAAUAGAGAUCCAUUACAGCUGGAUACAUUAAGUAUUCGAGGCAACAACAUUCGUUAUUACAUUCUUCCUGACUCUCUUCCUCUGGAAACCUUACUCAUCGACGAUACACCUAAAGCAAAGGCAAAAAAGAAGAAAGAAAUGGCAAGAAAUUCUGUCCGUGGACGAGGCCGUGGUCGGGUUAGAGGUAGAGGCAGGGGAAGAGGACGAGGAAGGCGUUGA